GCCGAGCCCUGAGGCGCGUUGCGUGGCGCGGCGCCCCGUUCCUCGCGGGGAAAGGCGGGGCGGCUCCGUGCCGCCUCGGAACGGGAGCGGGGAGCGUUCCUCGUCCUUCGGGCACCGACAGCUGGGCGCCAGGGGUAGAAAAAUAGGUCUGCCGCGUCUGCAGAGCCCGGAAUGCCGCAGGGCGAUCUGUGCCGGGGCUUGUGACAGAAACACACUCUUCUCCCGGGGAGAAGCGUCAAACCCGUCGGCAGCCCCAGGCAAUUAACUGCUAUCGGUGAUUAAUCGGACCUGCGCGGGCGCAUUGCCGGGCACGUUUUCAGCUCUCCCGAGCGGCAGACGAAGCCCCGCUCGUUUUGCAGCCCGUGUUCCCCCCACGUGCUCCGUUCAGCCGUACCGCCCGCUCACACAGCACCGUUCCGCAGCGCUGUUCGGGAGCCCCGUCCCGCACGGCACAGCUCUGCUGCAGCGAGACGCUCCAUUCCAGCCACGGACGGCUGGAAUCCCCCAGACUGCCGGCACGGCACGACGGGAGCGCCGGACACGAGGGGGAGCACGCGGUCCUCCCGGCCCGAGCCGCGCGCAGGCGGCGUUGCGGACCCCCGCCGCGCCCCUUUCCCAUUCCCUUUUCCUUUCCCUUUCCCUUUCCCCGCCCCUCGGCGCGCUCCCCUCCUCGGCGGCGCGAUGCGGCGGCGGCCGCUGCUGGCGCUGGGCCUGGCCGCGGUCCUGGCGACGCUGCGCGCGGCGUCCGGGCAGCACCGAGCCGAUUACGACCGGGAGGCGUUGCUCGGAGGGCAGGAGGAGGCGGAGGAGUACGCGCGGCUCAGCCCGGAAGAGCAGCAGCGGCGGCUGAAGGCCAUCGUGCGGAGGAUCGACGCGGAUAACGACGGCCUGCUCAGCAAGGAUGAGCUGAGCUCCUGGAUACAGCAGUCAUUUAAACACUACGUUACACAAGAAGCUAAGCAACACUUCCACGACUAUGACAAAAAUGGUGAUGGAUUGGUGUCUUGGAAGGAGUACAACUUACAAAUGUAUGAUCGUGUAAUUGAUUUUGAUGAGAAUACUGUCCUGGAGGAUCAAGAAGAAGAAUCAUUUCGACAGCUUCAUUUAAAGGAGAAAAAGCGUUUUGAAAAAGCUAAUAGGGACGAUGAUCCUGAUCUAAAUGUGGAUGAAUUUAUCGCUUUUGAGCAUCCUGAAGAAGUGGAGUAUAUGAUGGACUUUGUCACUGAGGAGGCUUUAGAAGAACAUGAUAAAGAUGGUGAUGGAUUUGUGAGCCUGGAAGAAUUCCUUGGUGAUUACAGAAGAGACCCAACUGCCAAGGAAGAUCCAGAAUGGAUACUUGUUGAGAAGGAUCGAUUUGUGAAUGACUAUGACAAGGAUAACGAUGGGAAACUCAACCCUCAAGAGCUGUUAUCCUGGAUAGUACCCAAUAACCAGGGUAUUGCACAAGAGGAGGCUCUUCACCUGAUUGAAGAGAUGGAUCUGAACGACGAUAAAAAGCUUUCUGAGGCAGAAAUCCUUAAGAACCAGGAUUUGUUUCUUAACAGCGAAGCCACCGAUUAUGGCAGGCAGCUUCACGAUGAACGCUUCUACCACGAAGAACUUUAGAUUAUUUAUUUUGUAAUCUGUUUUUCUUCCCUUCCUUUCAUUGGGAGCCUUUGUUAAAUGCACUCACUUUUCAGCUUUGUUGGAAGUUUUACGCUGUAAUUACAAUAGAAUAACAUUUGUGUAAAUACUUGGCGUACAAAAUUAAAUUGCCUUCCUGCAGGCUUCCCUAGGCCUCUUCCCACCUUCAAAAUUAAUCUUAAAUACUUAUUCCAAAAUUACAUAGCAAUGGGAAAGAAAUUAGUUAAGGUAGUACAGUAAAUAGUACUGUGCAGGGCUGUGUGACUACACUUCAAAUAAAUGGGUAAUCUAAAUGGUUGUGAAGAAAUUCAAAACAGAAGAUGAGACUACUAUUUUUUCUAAUCAGUUUAAUUAGGGAGGAGAGCAGAGAAGAUAGAGGGAAGAAGUUUAGAGUGAGUAUUAACUGUGUUUUAUUUAAUAGGUUUGGAGAAACACUUAGGUUAAAUGCCUCAAUUGUUUAAGAGGUUUCUACUUAACGUUAAAUGGUUCCUAUAAUGUGUUUUACUGUAUUACAAGAAGAAAAACCUGCUAUUUUUACAUCUACAGACAAUAAUUGUUUUUACGUACAGUUCUACAACACUGGCAAUACGAUGGUAUUUUACAUUGUCAAGAACUUCUUCAUUUGUUGGAUUAAAACAAAAAAAAAUUCCA
Molecule: messenger RNA, 2274 nt
Organism: Phasianus colchicus (ring-necked pheasant)
Lineage: Eukaryota; Metazoa; Chordata; Aves; Galliformes; Phasianidae
Gene: RCN2
Product: reticulocalbin 2
Cellular component (GO): endoplasmic reticulum
Molecular function (GO): calcium ion binding
Source: RefSeq, a predicted model, not a curated record